AGACUGACAUCAUAUCAACAGAACGCGGAAGUCCCAGUUCCCCUACCUCUCGCCCAUCGCAAACAAAUAUAAGGGUUUAAGUACAGCCAACGUGGGCCAAGUCAGGGCACUACCCUAGGGUCGAAUUGUGUUCUCACAUUGACGAGAGAUGAGCAAGGGGAAGGCUAAAGGGCAGGAGAACAUGCCCAGCUCCCUCCUCAGCAUCCAGGAGAAUGAGCGUCUGGUGGACCUGCUGGGCCGGAGAUGUGUGAGUCUGGCCACUGCUGUUGUACAGCUCUAUAUGGCCCUUCCCCACAGUCCAGCCCACUGGAGUCUACAGCAUACUGGAGUGGCGUGUUUUGUCAAGGACAACCCACGCCGUUCAUACUUCAUCCGCCUUUAUGAUAUAAAGGAGGGGAAAAUGAUAUGGGAGCAAGAGUUAUAUAAUCAGAUGACUUACUCCAGUCCAAAGCAGUUUUUUCUCAGUUUCCCAGCAGAUGACUGCCAAGUGGGUCUAAACUUUGCAAGUGAGCAGGAAUCGGACCUGUUCAGAAACUCAUUAGAGGAAAAGAUCAACCAGAGAGCCAAUCGCCAAGAAAAAAGACAGAGUUCUCCAACUGAAGAAAAACGAGCGCUACCACCCACACCCCCAUCAAAUGGUCCACUGAUGCUGCCAGGUGGUAUGGCCACAAUAGAUAUCCCAAACCCAGACAUUUUGGCCUCUCGGUAUCGAUCUUCUAGUGUCCCUGUGCCUGCGCCUGCUUCCUUCUGCAAAGGAAAGAAAGACAAGAAGGGCAAGAAGAAGGGACCUCGACUUACCAAGGCAGAUAUCGGUGCACCCAGUGGUUUUAAGCAUGUCACACAUGUAGGAUGGGAUCCAAACACUGGGUUUGAUACCAAUAAUUUGGACCCAGAUCUGAAAAAACUGUUUUCUUGUGCUGGUAUCAGUGAAGACCAGCUGACAGACAAAGAGACAUCCAAACUUAUCUACGAUUUCAUUGAGCAGUCUGGUGGCCUGGAUGCUGUCAAAGAGGAGAUGAGGAAGCAGGAUGCAAUGGUUCCUCCAUCUCGGAGUAUACCCCCAGUCCCAAGUGGUGCACCUGCAGCCCCUCCACCUCGUGGGGACCGGAACCUUCCUCCCGUCCCUGGCCAACCUCCACCAGCUACUUCCCGUAAUCAGAGAGCUCCACUUCGUGGACCCGUUCCACCACCUCCUCCAACUGGAAGAACUGGACCUCCACCUCCUCCACCUCCUUCUGGUGGUUACUCAGCUCCCCCACCACCUCCCCCCAGUUCUUCUAUGGGUGGAGGAGGAGCACCUCCACCUCCCCCUCCCCCUCCACCUCCUCCACCUCCUGCUCCGGUCAUUAGUUCCAACAGCAGCAGCCCGGUCAGUCCUUCUACAACUUCAGGAAGUGGCAGAGGAGCUUUAUUGGACCAGAUACGACUGGGCACCAAGCUAAAGACUGUUACAGACAGUCCUGAUCCUCAUCCUUCAUCACAAGAUCAGGGUGGUGAGGGCAUCGUUGGAGCUCUGAUGAUGGUGAUGCAGAAAAGAAGCAAAGUCAUUCAUUCCUCAGGUGAUGAAGAAGAUGAUGGAGGUGAGGAUGAAGAUGAUGAUGAAUGGGAUGACUAAUGCCAAUAUCCAUCUCUGGUAAACAGUACACACCCUUGUGUACACACACACACAGUUGUUAAAUCUGAAAAAAAAAUAUGUCGGUGUCUCAGUAACUGUACCUCAGUUCGUUAUCACCUUAAAAAUUAUAUCUAACAUGAAUUUAUACAAACUGUCAUGUAAAACUUGUAAAACUGUGUAAUGUAAAACAGUAUAAAACUGUUACAACCAGUAAUAGCAAUUUACAUUUUGUUUGUCAAAUAAUACAAGUGUCUAAACUGUACAAUAUUUAGACAUUACAAAAUGCAGUUUACAUGUAAAUUGUUAUUUGGUCAAUCCUUUUUCAAACAGAAUUUGCAAUCUGUUUUUUUUUUGUUGUUGUUGCCAUUUUGGGAGGUGGAGGAAGAUGUCACGGACCACUAGUAACCCGAAUGAUUCUUUUAAGGGUUUAGGUGAUAACAAAUAGUAGUAUUAUUAAAACUGAAUAAAGCAAACUCAUUAUGCAA
Ictalurus punctatus (channel catfish) is the source of this 2100-nucleotide messenger RNA. RefSeq names its product WASP actin nucleation promoting factor b (gene wasb). The coding region runs from base 149 to 1615 and encodes 488 amino acids. The record is from RefSeq and is a predicted model, not a curated record. Gene Ontology annotation, molecular function: actin binding. The transcript is spliced from 12 exons. NCBI's taxonomy places the organism in Eukaryota, Metazoa, Chordata, Actinopteri, Siluriformes, Ictaluridae. Gene Ontology annotation, biological process: actin filament organization.